UUAUUUUUUAAGUAUUACAUUUUGUCACUAGUGUCAUAUCUUUUUUCCAAUUAAUAAUAAAAAUAUUAUUGUGAAUCGUAAAAAACAACAAAAUAUCUAACAAUCGCCUCUAAACCUGUUAGUUGCCAACAUGUCCCGCGCUUCGACCCGCUUCGACACGAAAAAAGUGAAUUCCGAAUUGGUCACUCUAACCUAUGGCGCUUUGGUGACCCAAAUGAUAAAAGACUUGGACAACACCGACGAUGUGAGUAAGCAGUUGGAGCGGUUAGGUUACAACAUGGGCGUGAGACUGAUUGAGGAUUUCCUUGCCAAAACAGGAACCGGCCGUUGUUUGGACCUGAAAGACACGGCGGACAAGAUCCAGAGCGCUUUUCGCAUGUAUUUGGGGGUACAACCAAAUGUGGCUAAUUGGAGUGCAGCUGGCGACGAAUUUUCCUUCAUUUUGGACACUAACCCCAUGACGGAUUUGGUAGAACUCCCUGAUGAAUUGAAGAGUUUGAAGUACUGCAACGUGAUUUGUGGGGUCAUCAGGGGGGCUCUGGAGAUGGUCCAGUUGGAUGUGCAGAGCUGGAUUGUUCAAGACCAGUUGAAAGGGGAUCAAAACACGGAAAUCAGGGUUAAAUUCAUCAGGAGAUUAGAAGACGCGAUGCCGGCAGGGGAAGAUUAAAUUAUAUUGUCUCAUGUUUGAAUUGUACCGCGUUUUCUAUAAAUUUUGCUACUGCUAGGAGCACAUUUUCGCUCAAGUUUCGCCCCAUAAGUUGUAAACUGAUCGGCAUUCCGUUACUUGAUAAUUUGAUAGGGAUUGUAACUGCAGGAAUUCCUGAAAAAUAACAAUUAAUAAUUAUUUCGUACAAAAAUAUUUUAAUUACCGGCCAUGUUCGCCGGUUGUGUACAAUAAUCCUGCAAAGCACACUGUUCUCUGUUCGUUUUUUGUACAAAAUCGUUGUAUAAAGGAGCUGUAGUUAGU
This is a messenger RNA of Tribolium madens (black flour beetle), 967 nucleotides long. It is a transcript of the gene Bet3, whose product is annotated as trafficking protein particle complex subunit 3. Gene Ontology annotation, biological process: endoplasmic reticulum to Golgi vesicle-mediated transport; intra-Golgi vesicle-mediated transport. Bases 131 to 667 code for a protein of 178 amino acids. The transcript is spliced from 3 exons. The record is from RefSeq and is a predicted model, not a curated record. NCBI's taxonomy places the organism in Eukaryota, Metazoa, Arthropoda, Insecta, Coleoptera, Tenebrionidae. Gene Ontology annotation, cellular component: TRAPP complex; cis-Golgi network membrane; cytosol.